AAGAAGAGAUGAUUGUUAUGAUUGAGGAACUCAAAUGAUGGCAAGUCUUUCUUAUGCUUUAAAAAUAGGUCGAUCCGCUACUCUUCUCUCUGCUACGACUUCUCACUCCUUAUUACCUAAUUACUCCAAAAUGACCAUGUUUCUUCCUCAUCGAAAUUUCGCCAUCAUGGCCUCCGGCGCCGAUGAAUUUGUCAGGGGACAUGUCCACCCGAACGGUGUCGCCGUUAUCACUCUCGAUCGUCCUAAAGCUCUCAAUGCAAUGAACUUAGAUAUGGAUAUCAAAUACAAGAGUUUCCUGGAUGAAUGGGAAACAGACCCAAGAGUAAAAUGUGUUUUGGCUGCCAGUAGUUCUCCCCGUGCCUUUUCAGCAGGUGGUGAUAUCAAGCAGAUUGCAGCAAAAAAACAGCAGUCAGAUAUGAUAGAGGUAUUCACAGCUGAGUAUCCUAUAAUAUGUAAAAUCUCCGGGUACAAAAAGCCUUACAUCAGCUUCAUGGAUGGCAUCACAAUGGGCUUUGGAAUUGGUUUAUCUGGUCAUGGUCGUUACAAGGUUAUUACAGAGAGGACUGUUCUAGCGAUGCCAGAAAAUGGAAUUGGGUUGUUUCCAGAUGUCGGUUUUUCCUAUAUAGCGGCACAUGGUCCUGGAGAAGGCACAGUUGGUGCUUAUCUUGGAUUGACUGGAAGUAGGAUAUCAACACCUGCUGAUGCUCUCUAUGUUGGUCUGGGAACUCAUUAUGUCCCUUCUGCAAAUUUGGGCACAUUGAAGGAAGCUUUGCUUGCCACUAAAUUCUCCGAGGAUCCAGAUGAGGAGAUAAAACAACUGUUGACGAAAUACAGCAGCAACCCUAAUUCAGAACCCCGUUUGAAGUCACUUUUACCCAGAAUAAUUUCUACUUUUGCUGGUAACAAGUCCAUUAGGGAGAUACUAGAAGAGCUAGAACAUCAUCAGCAAAGCACUGAUACAUUGGUGGCAGAAUGGGCAAGGGAUGCUCUGCAAGGGCUUAGUAAGGGGGCCCCUUUUUCUCUCUGUCUCACCCAAAAGCUCUUCUCUAAGGUAGCAUCUGCACGUGGCGAAACUGAGAACGACUUAUCCAGGCUCGCUGGUGUCAUGAGAACUGAAUAUCGCAUUGCUUUAAGGUCCGCUCUACGGAGCGACUUUGCUGAAGGUGUCCGAGCAGUCUUAGUGGACAAGGAUCAGAAGCCAAAGUGGAAACCAAGUUGCUUGGAGGAAGUUGAGGACAGGGAGGUGGAAGCUCUUUUCGAACCUCUGGGCCCAGAUAUUGGAGAAUUGAAUGUGUGAGCAUAAUGCAUAUCCUGAAUCUUUCCAGCGGGGUAUGACCUCUUUCACAGAUAAAGAUUGGCCUAAUUGUUGGCGAGUUCGUUCGGCUUGUAACCUCUCACUUAUGUAACUAUUAUUACAAUAUAUAUGUUCAAUCACAUAUAUGAUAUGCCAUGCUCUCCGUAAUGUUUUAAGAUUUUUUUUUUCUAUUUAACGGUAAAAUUGAGUAUGAAAAUUCAAAAUCAUCUA
Molecule: messenger RNA, 1525 nt
Organism: Solanum pennellii
Lineage: Eukaryota; Viridiplantae; Streptophyta; Magnoliopsida; Solanales; Solanaceae
Product: 3-hydroxyisobutyryl-CoA hydrolase-like protein 4, mitochondrial
Exons: 11
Coding region: 35-1297 (420 amino acids)
Biological process (GO): L-valine catabolic process
Cellular component (GO): cytosol
Molecular function (GO): 3-hydroxyisobutyryl-CoA hydrolase activity
Source: RefSeq, a predicted model, not a curated record